Molecule: messenger RNA, 303 nt
Organism: Haemonchus placei
Lineage: Eukaryota; Metazoa; Nematoda; Chromadorea; Rhabditida; Trichostrongylidae
Source: the annotation of a GenBank genome assembly
AUGGUCAGCUCCAAGUUGGACGAAGUCCAAAACGAUACAAAAAGGGCCAGAAAUGUUGAGGAAGAGAUGCCUUCGGGUGGAAGGGGAGGCUCGUGGAGUGGCGGUCACGAGGGCUACAGCAGUCGAUCAACGGGCCCGUCCGAUGUAAAGCAGGCACGACCUCCAAACGAUUACACAUCCGUAACGUUGCUGCUAAACAACAAUCAAUCAAAGCCACGAAUCUCAUUUCAUAGUGGUAGUACUGCACCGGAGCACGCUGUUGUUGGGAUUCGGCCCUCGUCUGGUGGGAAGGUCACUCUUUGA